Dendroctonus ponderosae (mountain pine beetle) is the source of this 3072-nucleotide messenger RNA. RefSeq names its product integrator complex subunit 7 (gene INTS7). Gene Ontology annotation, biological process: snRNA 3'-end processing. The record is from RefSeq and is a predicted model, not a curated record. Lineage: Eukaryota; Metazoa; Arthropoda; Insecta; Coleoptera; Curculionidae. Gene Ontology annotation, cellular component: integrator complex. The coding region runs from base 93 to 2966 and encodes 957 amino acids. The transcript is spliced from 17 exons.
AAAGACAAGUAAUAACAUAACCUUAACUUAGUAUGUUCAAAACCGCAGGUUAAGUUGGUUUACAUUAGUAAUUUUUUAUUAAAAUUGUUGUAAUGCUAGGUCUAAGAGUGAGUAGUUUUAACGAAAAUCUAGGGGAGCCGGAACAAGAUGCUAAUUCAGCAUUAACGGAACUGGAUAAGGGGCUUCGAUCCGGGAAAGUUGGUGAACAAUGCGAAGCAAUAGUUAGAUUUCCUAAGUUAUUUGAAAAAUAUCCAUUUCCUAUCCUGAUAAAUGCUUCAUUGCUGAAGUUGUCCGAUGUUUUUCGUAUGGGCAACAAUUUCCUUCGUCUUUGCGUCUUACGAGUGUGUCAACAAAGUGAGAAGCAUUUGGAUAAAAUAUCAAAUGUUGAUGAGUUUGUCAGAAGAGUUUAUAGUGUUAUUCACUCUAAUGAUCCUAUAGCAAGAGCCGUAACCUUAAGGACGUUUGGUGCUGUAGCAGCUAUUAUUCCAGAAAGACAACAAAUUCAUCAUAGCAUUAGAAGAAGUUUAGAUUCACAUGACAAUGUUGAAGUGGAAGCAGCCAUAUAUGCGGCGAUUCAGUUUGCUGCUCAAUCGAAGACAUUUGCUGUCAGCAUGUGCAACAAGGUAUCUUAUAUGAUCCAAGGACAGGCUACUACUGCUAAUAUGAAAUUACAAUUGAUUCCCAUACUGCAAUAUAUGCACCAUGACACAGCCACUGCCGCUAUGGUUAGAACACUGUGUGUGGAUUUGCUGCCCUGUUAUCCUGCUCAAGAUUUUGUUUUGAUUAUUCUGAAUACACUGUCGAAACUAGCUGCUGCAACACUAGUACAUAUUCCUAACCAGGUAACUUUGCUACUGAAAUACUUAAAAACUGACCCGAGAUGGGAAGUAAAAUCUAAAGCCUUGCAACACCUUUACGAGCUGGCAAUACCUGGUGCUCACAUUUGGCCUCAAGGUGCUGUUGAUGAUUUAAUUGAUUACGUGUUAUCCAGUAACAGAAAUAAAAUAUUGAUGCCAGGACUGUGCGUUAUACAGGUACUUGUAGAGUCUCCACGGCUCUGUUAUGAGAAUAGAGCUUCAAAUACGAAAUUAAGGGAACUUUGCGGAAUUCAUGCGUUUUCUCCUCAUUUUGGAAUCGCUGUCCAAGCCAUACAAAUAUUGACUCAAAUAUUGUGUUAUUGCUUUGGAGAAAAUCUUCAGCCAGACGGUACUGAUGAUGUAAUUACCUCUCUUGAAUCUUUAAUACUAUUAUUGACUGAUUCUGAGCAGAAACAACCUAAACACUUGAAAGUUGCCUUGAAAUGUGCUGUAAGACUUUGCGAAGCACGGCCGGAAUAUUGCGAGACUUUUGUUGAUCUGUUAGGAUGCAGGCUUGAUAACGUUGAAGGAAACUACACUAUUGUAAUAUGUGAGGCUUUGGGGGCAAUUGGAGGACUGAAACCCGAAACAUUACUGCCACAACUUCAGACAAUGCUAAAAUUACUUGGUUGUCUGAGAGCAAUUGAAAGUCCAACCGAUGUUCAAACCAACACGAAAGUUAUGUUGUGUACUUUAUUAUUUCAAUUGUUAUCUGGCUACAAGUGGAAUGAAGAAACUAAGAAUGCCGUUUUCGAAACAGUGGGCAGUAACAAUUUAUGGUCUAAUUACUGUAUAGCAAGAGCAGCUGUGCGAUAUGGCCAUCAUCAAAUAGGCACUUAUAUUUUCAAGCAACUUACAGAACAGGUUAGUUCUGAGCAUUUUCACUUUUGGCUGGCGUGUUUGAAAGAAAUGUCUGAAGCUGAAGCUUUACUAUCCGAUGAAGAUUCUUCUACUCUAGUUACACGACUCGACCAGUCAUCUAUUCAUUAUAAUAAAGCGAUUGCAGCUUUAAAGGCGGCUAGUACUCCAUCACAUAAUUUAACUUUUCAAGCAGAGUAUAUGAGAAUCAGAGCAGAAUUUUUGCAGUGUUUAGCACAAUUAAUAUAUACUUGCAACAUUCUUUGCAUAGUUCCUCCUCCAGCCAUUGCUGCCACAAUUGUCCAAAAUACAAGGGAUGAACAUCAAAGAUACGGCUAUAUAACUAACCAGAUGAGAAAAUGUGUUAAAGAUUUUAAAAAUUGUGGCGAACUGCAUUGGAAACUUUACCAAACGGCUUUUGAUGCCGAUCCAGUCACUCUGGAGAACAUGCAAAUAUUACAACAGAUGUGUGUUCUAAUAGAGCAAUCACUGGAAACCGUAUGCACUAGUGGCUCAAAAAUUCGAGAAGGACCGAUGGAAUUUGGAACUAAAAAUAUUAAGUUAGAAUCUCGUGAACUAGUAAAAGCUUGUGAAAACUCCUUAAAAGGGGCACAAAAAUUGGCAGAAGAUAGUGUAACGUCCACUAUAACCCACCGGCAAGUAGAAAUUCUAAAGAAAAUUGUCGAAAUACUGGCGAACGCCAGACUUCCAGUUCCCCGUUUCUUCUUCCAAAUACUUCAGUCGACCAGCGUCAAACUGGCGAUUUCGCCACAACCGAGAGUUAUGGGAGAAUUUAUAAGCGUUCAGUCGGGCUCUCAACUGGCAGUAAAAGUAGAAGGUGUUAUACAACAUGGCCUGAAAGCCGGAUUAUUCCGAAAUAUCGAACAAGUGGUCAUUAGCGUCACCUCACAGUUGCAGAGCGCCGCAAAGAACAAAGAUAUCGAUCCGAAGGUUUUGGAACACGUUUCAUUGCUGUCUCAAACGGUCACACCCCACAAGGACUUUUUCUCCGCCCAGUUUCUUCUUGGUUUUCCAAGGGGCGGUCAAUAUCUUAUAGUUGUUGAAGCAUCGGUUAUUGAUAAAGAGAGUAAUACGUGGAAAACCGGCCCAAAAAGUUCUCUCACCGUAAAAGUACCAGAGGAGCCAAAGUUCCUUCCAAUAACAGUUCCAGGAAUAACAACAAACUCAAAUAUGAUCUUGAUGCCUGAGGACAGCCUGUUUAUCAAGCCGCAUCAAAAGAAACUGCAAUAAACCUUAUCAUUUGUAUUGAUAAUUGGUAUAGCAUGUGGCAAGCAUUAUCAUCAAAAUAAGUUAUUUAUAAUAAUGGUUUUUCUUAAAUACAUUGUUUUGUAUGUAA